CAUAGAGUCAUUAAUUAACUUUCUAAAUUGUAGAAUAAUGAACUGACAAGAUCGGCAGCUUCUGACGGAACUUAUCCUAACUCAAACGAAGAGCCUAGAUGACAGAAACCUAAUGGCUUUGAAUGAUCUAAAUGAGCAGAGAAAGAAGCUAGAAAGAGAACAUAAAGAACAAAUUGAAGAAUAUGAAAAAGCAAAGGAUGAAAGAAUUCAAGAGUACCUAAAGCUUAUUGAACAUGAAAAUGAUUUGUUUAAGAGUUGGAAGGCUCAAAAGGAUCAAAGUCAUCAGGCUAGUUUGGAAGAAAUAUACCAAAAGAUAACAGACUUGACAAAAUCAAUUCAAGAAGAUCCAGUAAAACAGAAAGUUUAUGAUUUUCAUUUAAGGAAUGAUAUCAAUCAGCACUCUAAUACGCUUAGAGAUAUUUCCGAAAGAGUUGCAUGAGACGAUCAGCAAGAAUUGAUCAAAAAUGAACAAGAGAACAGCGACACAAACCCAGGAAGUGACAUGGAAAACUCUGCUGGUUCUCAGAAUACUGGUGACUUAGAAGAUUCUCCAAGAAACGAAGACCCUAGCACCGCUCCCACAGCCCCAGUUCAAAUCUCUGAGCCUAAAACCGAUAAUUUAGGAAUUAAUACUGAAUUAUUGGAGUCCAAAGAAGAAACAAAAGAAAGCUGUAUUAAUGGAUCUACCGAAUCCAAUAAAACAAACUCUAAUCCUCUCCAAGAGUCAGACCUCAUGACAGCACAAGACCACAGCGCAUCAAACCCUUCUCCCACCCCCACUGCCACCCCUCAACCUCCUACUCAUAACUCAGACCCUACUUCUCCUCCCCUACUUCCCUCUUCAGAACCCCACCAACCAUCUGGCCCCACUGAAGACCCUAGCAUCCCCGAAGAUGAAGCUAAGCCAAGUGGAGAAGAGGACCAAGAAGUUCAAGAAGAAAUCCAAGCUUUAGCUGGGCAAGACCAGACUGAAGCCGAGAAAGGUGUAAACGAAAGCGAAGAAGAGGAACCUUGUGAUCAAGAGGAAGACGAAAGUGGAGAGACUGGACAGACUCUUAGUGAGAAAGAAGAGAAAGAGAGUCAAGAGAAAGAGGACAUGAGGGAAGGAAUGUUUCAUAGUGAUGAUGUUAUGAAAGAUGAAGAAGGCUCCCGAGAUCACUCAGAAGACCAUAUUGAUAACUUAGUUGACCCUGGGGACUCUAUUGAUAAAAAUGAUAUUGAACAGAAUCAUCAAUCUUUCUCUAAACAAGAAGAAUCAUCAGAAGAUCAGAUUAAUGAUGAUGUUAAUGGAAAUCAAGAUGAAUCUCAAGAAGUUAUCCCUGAACAGGAAGAAGAUUCUGGAGACAUGGAGGUUAUCGUAAAUGAGCCAAACAUAAAUGAAUCUAAUGCUAAUAUUCUACAAAAUCUUGAAAAAGAUGAUGUACUAGAAAAAGAUUUAGAUCAGGUUGAUAAACAAUCUCUGCAGAAUGAUAAAUUAGGAAUUAAUGCCAGUUCUGAAGAUGAUUCAGGAGAGGAUAAAGAGUCUAACCAUGUUGAAAAUGAUAGAAAAGAAUUCACUACAAGAGAAGACCAAAGCCAAGAUUUUAAUAUGAAACCUGAACAGAACUUGGAGAAAGAUAAGAAGCUUGAUGAAACGAAGCUUGAUAAUACUGAGAAGGCUCAGGAACAAAGAUUGACUGGAGAGGAGAAUGGAAAAGAUAUAUUGAAUAAGACAGAUAAAUCUGAUGGAGAGAGUGAUAUGCAGCAAAAAUUAGUGAAUAAUAGUGAUGAAAGUAAGGAAAAGGAAGAUAAUGGAAAGAAGAAAUAUCAAGAGUAUUAUAUUAGUAAGGAAUUGAUAACAAAUGAAAAAUCUAAACAAGAGAAAAAUUUUGAUGAAAAAAGAAGGUAUGAAAUUCAAGCUAAUAUUGUUAAAAAAGGAGUACCUCUAUCAAGACAUAACACAAAAGACUCAUAUGAAACAAAUUGCUCUCAUCAUGACAGAAAAAAUUUAAACUCAUACAAUUUUCCUCCUCAAGAUUCUCAACAACCCAAAACAAAACAACCAUAUUCCUCUAAGCCUCUCUCAGAACAAAAAAGAUACAGCAUUACCAGAACUUCUGUUAUCCUAGACCCAACUCCACUUCCAAAAGAAGAACAGGAAUUUUCUUCCAGACCUGUUGGCUUCCUCAACUUAAAUCCCUCUAAAACUUCACCUAAAUCCAAGCCUUGCCCAAAGAAAGCUCUUAGGAGCUGGAAAAGGAAGCUUUACCAACAAUACCCCAAGAACACAACUGUAAUUAGCAAGGAAGAAAUCCUGACAACGUGGAAAGGCAUUACCAAUGAGAAGCUUUACUGCUACAUGAAUGCCAUACUUCAGUGCCUGAUGGCUAUUCCAGAGUUUGUUCAAUAUUUUACUCAAGAGCAUAAGGAGUGGGAUAAGCCUGAAGAGAAGAAGGAUUCGAUCAGUGGAAAGAUCGAGUAUGCUGAUAAGUUCCCGUUUUGUAGAGCAACACGCAAGAUGAUCUUUGAUUAUUUUGAUAAGGAUGAGGAGAAGAUAGAUAUUACUUAUUUUAAGGAACUAUUUGAAGAAGAUUUUGAUCCUGAAUAUCAGCAUGAUUCUUCUCAGUUUUUAUCUAAUAUGCUUGAUAAAUUGAAGAGUGAACUCAAUCCAACGGCGGAGCCAUUUAAAAACUCAGGCUACACAAAUAAAGAAGAAGCUGUAGCAAAGUAUGAAGAAGAAAAUUAUUCAAUCAUUGAUCAACUCUUUACAGGAUUGUAUAUGAUCAGUUACAUAUGAAAGGAAUGUUCUAAAUAUACAUUUACAUAUGAGCCAUUUGGGAAUGUCGGUCUUGAAUGAAAUACAAGAUAUCCUGAUAGGGGAUUCAACAAUUUUAUGAAAUCGGAUUAUAUCACCCAAUAUUCUGAAUUUUACUGAAGAAAAUGCAAUAAUGUUGCGAAAUGCACUAUCAGAAAAAAGACUGUAAUGCAUCCUAAAUAUUAUGCUUUGGUAUACCAAAGAACAGACCCAAUGACAAAUAAGAAGAUUUGUGAUUUUAUGAAAUAUAAACAUAACUUUGAGUUGAAGGACCCUAAUUUUAGAAAUAAGACCCUUAGCUAUGGAAUUCUUGGAAUUGUAAGCCAUGAUGGGGACAGUCUUGAUUCAGGACAUUAUGUUGCAUUCACAAAAAAGAAUGGAAACUGGAAGUUUAUUAAUGACGAUUAUUUUGAUGAAAGAACACAGUAUUGGGACUCAUACAAAAGCGACUACACCUUGAUUUUUAAGAGAUAUUAAUGAAAUAAAAAUUAAGUUUAGUAAAGUAAAAUAACGGAAUGGAAA
Molecule: messenger RNA, 3316 nt
Organism: Moneuplotes crassus
Lineage: Eukaryota; Ciliophora; Spirotrichea; Euplotida; Euplotidae
Source: the annotation of a GenBank genome assembly